AUGACCCAAAUUCACUUGGCAUCUUGUCUUUUCAAAGUUGUCUCCUGUACCAACGAAAACUGUCACGUUACAUUGCAAAGGAAACAUCUCGAGGAACACGUGACCAUAACGUGCCCGUGGAGAAUCCUUGAAUGUGAUCACUGCAGUGAGCCACACCCAGAGUGUAAGAUGAAGGAUCAUAUUGGAGUGUGCAGGAAGUUCCCAGUAACUUGUACCAACAAUUGUGGAGCUUCAAUUCCCAGGGAAAUGGUAAGACGUUUAACUUUUUAUGGACAUGUAAAGAAGUUCAUCAGUAUUUUCUUGCAGGUUCAACGAAGACAAGUGGAAUCCCAUCUUCAAUUUUCCACGAGGCUCCAUCUUGAUUUAGCUUGUUUGAAAUUAAACAACACUGAAUUAAGAUUAAGUAAUACAGAAGUAGAGUUAAGUCGAAUGCAAGAAACAAAUAAGAAACUGAUGGAGAAAGUCGACAAAGUCGAAAAGAAAAUAUGUGAGGAUGCAGGAAAAACUGAGUCCCCCGAUUUCCCAGUAGUGUUUGUUUGCAAGAUUAACAAUUUUAGUGAAGUUCUGAGACAGGCGAAGGCCGGAGAAAACAUAGCAGUAGCAUAUGGUCCAUUUUUGACUGGCACUUAUGGUUACAAGUUAAAAGUUAAAAUUUAUCCUAAUGGUUGUGGAUCCAGUAGGAAUACUCACCUGUCGGUGUUUAUCGUCGUCAUGAAAGGUGAAUAUGACGCUAUAUUGCCCUGGCCCUUCGAAAAGAAAGUGAAGUUUACACUGAUCGAUCAACAUGAAGAUUCAGUUGAACGGGUAAACGUUAGUCAUUGGUUCCGUUCAAGCAAUGCCCUAAAACACUUUGCAAGGCCAGUGAGUGAAGAGAGCACAGGGCGGGAUUUUUCGACGUUUAUAUUUCACGAGAAACUUUUUUCAAGGUGCUUCGUCGUGGAUGACACUUUGUUUCUUCAGGCUGAAGUCGGCUCGCCAUCCAGUUGAUUUUAAAUGUUUAAGAAAUUAGUUUUACUCUCGCACUCAUUCACAUCGGGCGGAAAACGCUAUGUUAUUGGGGAAGUCAAUCCAUACAAAAAAAAUCUCCAAGGAUUUCGGGGUUGCUAUGUGUACACGUAUAUCUCAUGCGAAAAUUGGACCGCUGGAUGAUUCAGUUACAUUAUUAUGCGUAUCGCUCUGAAAUAGAGUCGCAAUAUUGUAAAAACCUUUUGUACAUUGUAAUAAACCAAAACAUGGUUUUAACGUUGUUAACAAUCCUCGGACUCGUCUUGUUUAUGAUGAAUGCCGUUCUAUUUAAUUUUUUCAGAUUGAGGUCGUCCCUUCAUCCAGUUGACAUUGUCUUUUGAUAACGUUUUUUCACGCUCGCCAUGAUAAGGGUGACGAAAAAGAACGUGGAAUUACAGACAGCAUAUACAUAACAUUUAAAAACAAAAAGAAAAAUGACUUCAUGCACGCUUUAGCGCUGCUGUACUAAUUAAGUCCACUGCGCAUAAAUAAGCAAGUAAUAUUGCAUGCAAAAACGUUAACAUGUUAAGAAGCCUAAGGGAUUGGAGGGUAACCAGUUACCGAGUAGAGGAAUUGAGGGGUUCAGAACCAUAGCGGGCUAAACCACUUUAAUUUAAUUUACAGAAAAAGCACUUUUAAUUUAAGUUUUGAAAAAAAAAAUAUUAAGAAGGUUUUUCUUGUGAAAACAUGUUUAUUUUUAUAGGAAUAUCAUUUACAUCAUGUUAUAAGUUAUCUUUACCAGUAUUAUAGUGUUCACUUUAAGAUUUAGUGAAAACAAUUAAUAACAAUAGCGGACACAGUUCUGUCAAAGCCACUUCAUACAGUUUCUUCUUUACGACAAUAAUGACUUGACUCAGUUGGGAAGCUUUAAAUGUGAGCUCGCACAAACUGAACAUCCUCUUCGGGGGUUUUGUUUUUAGGCUCAUGUCUACCCCUUUGAUCUGUUUGUGGAGAUCCCACACUUUGCAUUUUCGAUAGAGUACGAGAAACCUGCCAUUAAAUACAGCAUAAAUGGCCAAGAAAGCCUUUUUGCAUACUCGAGUAGACAUUCCGUUGUCGUUUAUGUAAUAUUGACGAGAAUAAUUUCU
Orbicella faveolata is the source of this 2093-nucleotide messenger RNA. RefSeq names its product TNF receptor-associated factor 6-like. Gene Ontology annotation, molecular function: ubiquitin protein ligase binding; zinc ion binding; tumor necrosis factor receptor binding. The record is from RefSeq and is a predicted model, not a curated record. Gene Ontology annotation, biological process: regulation of apoptotic process; signal transduction; regulation of canonical NF-kappaB signal transduction. NCBI's taxonomy places the organism in Eukaryota, Metazoa, Cnidaria, Anthozoa, Scleractinia, Merulinidae. Gene Ontology annotation, cellular component: plasma membrane signaling receptor complex.